Messenger RNA from Parnassius apollo (apollo), 876 nucleotides. NCBI's taxonomy places the organism in Eukaryota, Metazoa, Arthropoda, Insecta, Lepidoptera, Papilionidae. The record is from the annotation of a GenBank genome assembly.
AUGCAGGUGACCUAUUUGGAAGCCAGCCGGGAUCUUUGCGAGACGUACUCAAUUCUCUUUGGCGCCGCAAUGGCAGUCCGCCGUAUUAUAGGCGCCAAACUUUCCACGGCUGGACGCAAUACUGGACAAAGUAGUGCUAUCCCAGCCUGGAGAACAAGAAUUGAAGAACGUAUCGCAAAGGCUAGGGCCCUCAUCGGUAGACUGAUAUGCUUCAGGUCAUGCAAUACCAGGCCGAGGAUUGUGCGCACCGUCAGGAUGGCGUUUGCUGGGACUGGAGCGCAUAGACAACUGAAGCAGAGAAUCGCUGCUUGGGGAAAGCUGAUUCGGCGAUAUACCGAGAGGUCGACAUGGUUUAACCAGAAUCGUCUCUUCCAGAGUGAUCAGAAGAGGCUCUAUAAAUCAUUGAAGCGACCAAUGGUAAGUGAAACGGGCCCAGUACCGAAUCAGGCCGACACGGUCGCAUUCUGGCGCAGCCUGUGGUCAGAGCCUGUAAACCACAACGAGGGCCCUUGGACGGAAGUUGUGGCGAGACAGUGUGCGGGUAUUACGCCCAUGGACCCCGUCAUUAUAACGCCGGAAGACGUAGCUGAGGCGGUCCGUAGGGCCCCGAACUGGAAAAGUCCGGGGCUUGACGGGCUGCAUCACUACUGGCUGAAAGGGUUCAUGGUGUGUCAUGCUGUGCUCGCCCUACAAUUUCAAGAGGCUCUCAACCAGAAGUCGCUCCCGAGCCUCUUCACUACUGGGAUCACUCAUUUGGUUCCUAAAGAUCACGAUGCCACAGACCCGAGCAAAUACCGCCCCAUCACGUGUCUACCGACCAUAUACAAGACACUAACAUCCAUUUUGAGCGCGCGAAUCACUCGUCACCUGGACUGA